Messenger RNA from Felis catus (domestic cat), 2711 nucleotides. It is a transcript of the gene MRAP2, whose product is annotated as melanocortin 2 receptor accessory protein 2. Gene Ontology annotation, molecular function: type 1 melanocortin receptor binding; type 4 melanocortin receptor binding; type 3 melanocortin receptor binding. Gene Ontology annotation, biological process: protein localization to plasma membrane; regulation of adenylate cyclase-activating G protein-coupled receptor signaling pathway. Bases 934 to 1554 code for a protein of 206 amino acids. The record is from RefSeq and is a predicted model, not a curated record. The transcript is spliced from 5 exons. Lineage: Eukaryota; Metazoa; Chordata; Mammalia; Carnivora; Felidae. Gene Ontology annotation, cellular component: endoplasmic reticulum; plasma membrane.
GCGGAAGGCCUCCCAAGGCUGAAAUUAGGUUGUUCAAUUAGGCUGCAGUCUUCCCUAGAGGCUCUGGGGAAGAUUGUGCUUCUAGGUCAUCGAGGUUGUUGGCCGGAUUCAAUUCCUUGCAGCUGUAGGAUGGAGUUCCCCAUUUCCUUGUCCCAUUUUCUUGCUAGCUGUCAGCUGGGGGCUGGUCUUUUUGUAAAAGCUGCCUACGUUCCUUCCCGUGCUUUCUUUGUGGCCACUCCAGCACUGGCCCAUCCAGUCCCUCUCGGGCUUCAAAUCUUCAAAUCUCGCCCAAUUUCCCUUCUGCCAUAUCUUUUGCCCCCGCUGGAGAAAGUUCGCUACUUUUAAGGGCUCACAUGAUUAGAUUGGGCCCACCCACAAACCAGAAUAAUCUCCCAAUCGUAAAAUCUUGUUUAACAGCUGCAGAGCCUUUUGCUGUUUAAUGUAACAUAUUACAGUUUGCAGGCGUUAGGGAUUGACACUUAAGGAUGAGCAUUCUGCCUACCACAGUCUACAAAGAGAACAGAAAUUGUCCAAGGGUUGCCAGUGUGACAGAGCUCAAAACAAUACCAGAGUGAUCCGUCCAAAACGCAAAAAGAAGGUUUUCUUUCCUGGUCAAGGUUCUCUUCUGCCACCCCGUCACCACUCGUGCAUGGUGUGGAGGUUUUAUCUGUGAGGCAACACACUAAGACUGGGGCCCUGCUGAUGAGGCAAUGGUUCCAUACCAGGCAAGCUGAGAGCACCGUAGGCGGCCACAUCCACGCUUCCCGCAAGCACUCGGUUCUUAGAAUGAGAUGUCACUCAGGGAAGCUUGCCAUUCCCCCAGAACAGUCCCUGGUCCCCAGAACAUUCAUGUCCAAAUCUUUCUGUGGAUGUAUUUUUUAAUUUCCUUUGGACGGAUAAUGAGAAGCACAACUUGGAGUCAUACGGGUAGAGAUGUCUGCCCAGAGGUUAAUUUCUAACAGAACAUCCCAGCAAUCUGCAUCUAAUUCUGAUUACACCUGGGAAUAUGAAUAUUAUGAGAUUGGACCAGUUUCCUUUGAAGGACUGAAGGCUCAUAAAUAUUCCAUUGUGAUUGGAUUUUGGGUUGGUCUUGCUGUCUUCGUGAUUUUCAUGUUUUUUGUGCUGACUUUGCUGACCAAGACGGGAGCUCCACACCAAGACAAUGCAGAGUCUUCAGAGAAGAGAUUCAGAAUGAAUAGCUUUGUGUCAGACUUCGGAAGACCACUGGAGCCAGAUAAGGUGUUUUCUCGACAGGGCAAUGAGGAAUCCAGGUCUCUCUUUCACUGCUACAUCAACGAAGUGGAACACUUGGAUAGGGCUAAAGCUUGUCAGCAGACCACAGCCCUUGACAGCUGUGUUCAACUGCAGGAAGCCAUUAGAAGCAACGGGCGGCCAGAGGAGGAGUUGAACAGGCUCAUGAAGUUUGACAUCCCCAACUUCGUGAACACAGACCAGAACUCCUCCUUUGGGGAGGAUGAUCUUCUGAUUUCAGAACCACCUAUUGUUCUAGAAAAUAAGCCAGUUUCCCAGACGUCACACAAAGACCUGGAUUGAGAAACAUACUCUGUAAAGUGUCUUCCUGGAGAUGUUGGAUCCGUCUUUGUAAAGCAAGAAAUCUCCACUGACCAAAGUUGUUUGUGUGUGUUGGGAGGGAGACAUGGGAGACAGAGAUAGAAAGAAAGACACAGAGAAGAGAGCCCCCUCAGAAAAGAGCUGAAGAAGCUGAGUUUCUGUGCCUUUAAACACAGUUCAGGCUUUUUUGAGAAUAAAGUAUUUGCAUGGUCUCAUCUUUCUUGUUGUUGAAAAGUUUGGCUGCACAGAGUGUCAGUGUUCUUGAAUGGGGGUUAGCAUGCUGCAUUCCAGUCUGGCCCUGCCACCACCACGCUCUAUUUUUAGCAAGUUGCUUUACCUCUCUGGGCUGCCACAUUGUUCAUUGUAACAUGAGGAGUUUGAAGUAGAUGACUCAUCCCAGCUCUAAUAUUUUGUGAAUUUGUGACUUUGCAUCCAGAAGAAGCUGGAAUGUACAUAAUACAGUAUAAACCAGGGCACUGCCUCCUAUCUCUUGUAGGAUGCCCUAUGUUGGUACCUUCCACUCAGCCCUUAACUGAGCCCAGCUUUUGUCAGAGGUCCAAGCAUCUAUGAGGAGGUCAGAAGACACAUCUCUCAGUCACCAUGGCCAACAUUUCUUUGAUUGUACUGAAAAAGCUCUUCUGAGAACCUCCAGCCACCCAUGCUAAAAGCUAGGGCCAGCCCUGCCCCUCUUCUCCCAGAAUGAACCAAUUCAUGGUACCAAUUCAUGGUACAUCGCAUGGCACUCUUGUUCCCAGAAAUGUAGAGAAGGUUGUCAGCUCAGUGAGAGGAGGUGCCUUUUGUAUCUCUGUGUUGGCGUGCGUCCGUCACAAGAAGAGUACUUGCCAUGCUAUUUACUUGGCAGAUGUGUAGGUGAUAGUCAUGUGACUCGUGUAUGGACUUUGAGCUGAGAUGGUGAAUGGGUUGUAAAUCCCCACCAACAGAUAUGCAGGGUGGCCUGGUGCAACACAGAGUUAAUUUCAUGAAAGAAUCCAGUCUGCACACUGGUAUUGGAAACAACUUGGUUUUGCGCACACAGUUGCUUGCAUGGCCAACUGCUAAUCUCUGGGUGGCAUUUUCAUCAUGAGUUUGUUUACCACCUGUCUUGCUAAAGCUAAAAAAUAAAUGCAUUUGCACAGGAA